AUGGAAAAGGAGCAAGUUGGUGGAGACUACACUUUCAAUUUGGAGCUGGUCCAGAAGCAGUUGGGCAGCAACAGUAUGUCAACCUUGGAGAAAAUAUCGCUCAUCAAAAAUUUGGUAAUCACCGGGUUCCAUGGCUCAAAAACAUUAAAAGGAAAGAUAUACUUUGUGGCUUCCUUCCUCGAGCUCACAACGACACACCAGUCCCUCGGCUGGCAACUUUCGGAUUCAGAGACAGAGACAAAGACAGACAAACAUAAACGCGCACACUAUGAUGAAAUAUUUCGCAUGUUUGCCCUCCAGUCCAUUGGAAUGAAAAAUGCCGAAGUGUACUUUGGGAAGUUGUUUGAAGUGGUGGAAGUGCAUUCCGAUUUGGAAACUUCCUCUGCUUUUAUGAGGAAAAUGAUGGGCACGGUGUUGGAAGAAGCACCGUAUCUAGUUUAUGCUAUGUUUCGAUCCAAAUCCUGGCAGAUCAAAAGCCGGCACCUUAACCGUUCGGCAGUGUUGAAUCUGUGCGAUUUGACGUAUGUGUUGAAAGCAUGCGCCAAAUUCGAUGAAAAUAAAAUUUACCAAUUGUAUACCGAGAAUCAGGAUUUGCACAACGAUGAAUCCCAACAGGAGGUUUUUCUCAGUUUGUGUGUACGCCAUAAGGACUGGACAGCUUUGCAGCAACGAUUUGAAAGCAUGUUUGAUGAGGGAAAUUCUCCCAACACUAUACACUACGGUAUCACGAUGCAAGCUUUAGAGUACCUAGAAGCAGAUGGCGAGUUGGAACGAUUGUAUGAGCAAAUGCUAAACAGUGGCAUCGAAAUUGGCGCCACCAUCUUUGACGCUAGAAUCAAGUCGAGCUUGAGACGAAAGGAUUAUGAGAGUAUGCCAAGGUUAUUCAACGAGUACAUCAAAUUGACCAAAGAGGGUAAAGCAGACCCAGAUGGUGUAGCACUGCUUUUCCCGCUUUCAAUGAGGGGCCACAUGGACAAUCAGGACUUCAAAGCGAUUUUGUUGGCCGUUGAAGCAUAUUAUGAAAUGGAACUGGAACUGGACUGCGAUUUCAAGAUAAUUCCAGAGCAGUUCAUUUCAGAGCUCUUGGUGUUUUUUGCAGAAAAUCUUGCCGUGCAGGAAUUCCAUCAACUUCAAGACUUGGUUCUUCGAUAUCGCAAAAAGUGCAGUGCCUAUUAUCAAGGUCUAGUCCACGGGUAUUCGAUAUUGGGACAAUUCAGGAGAGCCGAAGGGUUGGCAUUUUACGCUCACGGGAAAACCGCAGUGCCAUUUUCUGACUUUGGCAUUUAUUCGGCGCAAUUAUCCAACUAUCGGCGCUGGUACGAACUGCGUGUCAUGGAGAGCAGAGACCAAAAUUACAUUUAUUCCAUGAUAAACUACAUUUCCAACAAGCUAACACACCGCGAGUUCUUUGUCUAUCAUCCACCACAAUCAAAUGGAGGCUCACUGUUUUUGGUCGAUGCGUUGCAGGAACUACUCAAGACAGCAACUCGUGCCAUUCGCAAGAUCCAAGUGCAAAAUUUGCGCAAGACCCCUCGCAUGAAAUCGUUUGAAGAGAUUGUGGAGAGGCAAAAGGCACAACAUCUCAAUCUCGACGAGACACUGUACAUUCCCAUUUUGCAGUCUUAUCUAACUUAUGAGGAUUUCCAACCCUUAAAAGUGAUUCAGGUGAUUGAAGAAAUGACUAAAUCCGGGAUUACAAUCACCGCUGUGUCUUACAAGUACUUGAUUUCAGCUAUGGUUGCAUUUGAUACGUCCCUUAAUCAGUCGUUUGAAAACUCGACCAGAUUGCUCAAACGGAUUUUAGAAGCGUACGGGGUGUACAAAGGCCCCGGUGAGAUCGGGCUAGAUUUCCGUAAAGACGCAGUGGAGAUUUCCGAAGUUAUCUUACACUAUGCCCUUGAAGCUGAUAAAAACACAGCACAAGUUGUCUUGGCCGACUUUCACCUGUUUUGCACACAAAUUUUUGGCAGCAAGUUGCCCUUGCAAUUGGAGAUCAGGCUAGACAAAGCCUAUAAGCAUUUGUGCAAAAAUAGCGACCCUGAAAAGUAUGAAAAGUUGGUUCAUGAGAGUUUUACGCGAUAUGCCAUGCUUUUGACCGAGAGUUUCCAAAAGAAUUCCAACGAAGGGGACGAAGUCAAGACGGUAGUAUCGCCGCCGCCGCCGCCGCCCCUGCUAAGUGCUGCAGCUGGCGAUUCCACUUUUGAUUUAGUCAGGUACCUUGUGCCACUCCAACGGUUUGAUCUUCCUGUGCAGAAGCUGGUGGCGAAAGCUUUGCUGAGUGGUGCAGUUUUGAGUCGAGCAGGCUACAACUAUGUAUUUAGAUUCUUGUUGCAUUACCGCCAAUUGCCCCUUGAAGACUUGCUCGAAAUUGCCGAGAAGUAUUUGCUCCAGGGCACCCUCAACCAAAUGGCUUUAUUUCGACAAAAGAGAAUUUGUUACCAAUUGUGUUUGAUACACCUUGCUGAAAAAUAUGGCGAUGAGGAAGUCGAGCAAAGCUAUCGAAUCCUUUCUGAAUUCUAUGACGUUGAAUCUGUGGAGUCGGCAAGGAACGAGAUUGUAAAGUUGGAAAAUUUGCACAAUUUUUACAGAAGUGAGUCGGGGAGGUUGUUCAAUAUCCGCUUAGACGAUUAUGAUUCUAGAACCAUGAACCAGCACCAGUUUAUCAAUUUUUUCAACCCGAUCGAGCUAUACACUACAGCGGUGAAAAUGCUGGAACGGAGAUUUCGAAUGUUGUAUUCAACUUGGCAGAAACACCCCCAGCUGGAAGAAUUGAGGCAACAGUUCCCCAAGUGGGAUAAAUACAUUCGCAUGACUAAACUCCACGGGAAAUUCUUUGACAAUAUCAGCGAGUUUAAUCGCCAGAUUGAUCUAUUGAAUCCGCCAAAGCGUCCUUUUACCGAGUUGAGACCUAGAAGAACAAAAGACGUGUUGCUUGAAAUCCUCCAUCAUAGUAAUGAGAACCGAAUAUUCCUAACGGCAGAUGCCACAGAAGAAACGGAACUUCUACGGCGACUCAAGGAAACAAAAACAGGAAAGGGGGGGGCUAGAGGUGAAGCCAACACAGAGUGA
Molecule: messenger RNA, 3069 nt
Organism: Lodderomyces beijingensis
Lineage: Eukaryota; Fungi; Ascomycota; Pichiomycetes; Serinales; Debaryomycetaceae
Source: the annotation of a GenBank genome assembly